Molecule: messenger RNA, 1520 nt
Organism: Rubroshorea leprosula
Lineage: Eukaryota; Viridiplantae; Streptophyta; Magnoliopsida; Malvales; Dipterocarpaceae
Source: the annotation of a GenBank genome assembly
AAAAAAUAUAAGAUUGUGAAAAAAAAUUAUACAAAUGUCGUUAAAUCAUUUUUCAAAAACCAAUGACAUGGUAUAACAUUAAAACAGGCUGAUUGGCUUCUAGAAAACACCUGUUGGGACCCUGGGGCUACUGAUUCCUGUUGAGAUUACAGCUACGAAGGUAUUUUCUGUUAGCCAAACAGCAGGCCGACGAGUAAACUGAUACAUAUGACUUGCAUGAGAGAGGUUUCGGUGCCAACUCCCAACCGAAAAAAUACGUACGUGUCGUACUUCCUGAUUAGCAUCCCGCAAGUGUCCCACUAAGUCCAAACCGUAUCUGACCAUUUUAAACCAUUAGCCUUCCAUUUCUCAGCCAUGCACUAGCUCGUCCAUCUCUCUUUGCUUCUUCUUCUUUCACUUCUCCUCCACCUUUUCGAAACCCCCUUAAUUUGGCCGGUACACAAACCCCAACAUGCCUUCCCGUAUAUACCAAUUUGGUACAGCUGAUGAGGCCACCCACCCUGGCUCCAUCAGAGCCACCUUGGCUGAGUUUCUUUCCACUUUCGUCUUUGUCUUUGCCGGGGAAGGCUCUAUCCUCUCUCUUGACAAGAUAUAAAAGGACUCGAGUGCGGUCUCAAUCUCAGGGACAACCACCGCAGGGUUGGUGGUCAUAGCACUUGCGCAUGCGCUGUCUCUGUUCUCCGCUGUGGCGUCCAGUAUGAACAUAUCAGGUGGCCAUGUCAACCCUGCGGUUACCUUAAUUUGGUGCCCUUAUCGGAGGAAGAAUCUCGGUCCUUCGUGCCUUCUAUUAUUGGGUUGCUCAGCUCUUGGGUUCCAUUUUGGCUGCUCUCUUGCUAAGGGUCUGCACUGCAGGAAUGGUAAUAACCAAUCAAUCGGAAGACACAGAGCAAUCCCCUAGGUUUUGUAAACCUUUUUCUUUAACUAAAUAUCGCUUGCAUGCAGAGACCUGUAGGGUUCUUCGUGUCCUCUGGAGUUGGGGAGUUUCAUGGUCUUGUGCUGGAGAUAGUGCCGACAUAUGGCUUGGUUUACACUGUCUAUGCGACGGCCAUCCCAAAAGGGGAAACCUGGGGAUCAUUGCAUCGCUGGCCAUCGGGUUAAUAGUUGGGGCGAACAUUCUAGUAGGAGGACCGUUUGAUGGAGCUGCAAUGAAUCCAGCCAGGGCGUUUGGACCUGCCCUUGUGGGGUGGCGGUGGCACAACCAUUGGAUUUACUGGGUAGGUCCUUUGGUUGGAGGAGGUCUGGCGGCUCUCAUCUACGAGUAUUUGAUCAUCCCCACAGAACCAACCCAGCACCACACUCACCAGCCCUUGGCCCCUGAAGAUUACUAGUGAUCAGAUUUGUGCACAAUGCUCGUCUGCCUCUUGCUAUGCUUUCCCUGUAUCUAGCUUUCUUCUUUUGUUAUGGCUAUGAACCUUGAGUUGUGUUUUCUUUCUGCACUGUACUUGUUACUCCACGCACCUGUCUAUGCAAUGCUACAACUUCCAAUACCAGAAAUAAAUAAAUAAAAUAAGUUCAGUGAG